This is a messenger RNA of Loa loa (African eye worm), 393 nucleotides long. RefSeq names its product fibulin-1. NCBI's taxonomy places the organism in Eukaryota, Metazoa, Nematoda, Chromadorea, Rhabditida, Onchocercidae. The coding region runs from base 1 to 393 and encodes 130 amino acids. The transcript is spliced from 3 exons. The record is from RefSeq and is a predicted model, not a curated record.
AUGGAUUGCAGUUCGGUGGACGAUGGUUAUUCCUGCUUAAAACGAUGUUAUCCAAGUGAUCCAGUCUGUAUCAGUAAUUAUACCCGAGAGAUAUUAUAUCAGUUCAGAGGUUUACCAUCCAUAAAACACAUAAGAUCUCCAAUCGAAGUUUCUCGUGUACGAGCGCAAAUGGAUACGCCGUUUUCAGUGGAGUAUAAGAUCGAUAAAGCGAAUCGAGACACAUUUAUGGUACAACAAGAUCGUAAUAUAGGGAUUGUAAAAAUGAUAACACCUAUCAAUGGGCCAAAAGCGGUUGUGGUAAGAUUACACCUUAAUAUCUAUUCACGGUCUCAUGUACUUCUAGCACAUAAUAUUGCUAUUAUAACUGUAUAUGUUUCACCAUAUACAUUCUGA